Messenger RNA from Zingiber officinale, 594 nucleotides. RefSeq lists its product as uncharacterized. NCBI's taxonomy places the organism in Eukaryota, Viridiplantae, Streptophyta, Magnoliopsida, Zingiberales, Zingiberaceae. The record is from RefSeq and is a predicted model, not a curated record. The transcript has 2 exons. Bases 81 to 353 code for a protein of 90 amino acids.
AUCCUCAAAUCACCUCGCUCUACACGGCUGCGUGUAAUCGCGAUUUCUAGGGUUAGGGCUUCAGAUUUGCAGUUGCUACGAUGGCUCUCCGGGCGUUCUACAACGAGAUCAAAGGCUUGAAGGUGAGGGAUCUCCCUGCAUACGUGAAGCCGAAGCUGUCGUGGGAGUACAUCAAAAGCAGUACGGACAAGGCGGUGGAUCGCUACAUCGAGAAGUACAUCGAUACCAGUUCGAUCCAGCCCCUCUAUCACGUCAUCAUCGGCGGCAUGGUGAUAUCCUACCUUGUGGCCCUUCCACACGAGCGCCGCCACCUCGAGCAUCAGCAGCAACAGGCCUCUGGCGGCCACCACUAAUCGUGGCUGCUGUCUCCCUCUCUCUUCGAUCCUCCAGGGUUUAACAGCUUUUGUCAUUGAAGUUGAGCAAUGUGUCUCUGGAAUUCUCUUGCCUACCUGCAGUUGCAUUAUCCAAGUUGUCUUGUGAUUUACUUGCAAGGAUUGCAAAAAUAAAUUUUAAGAUACCUCUAAUUGUGGUUCUCUUUACUGGAGUUAUAUUGUGAUAAAUAGUAUGUCACUGCAUGCAGUGUUUCCCAUUUUA